AUGGCUGCCGCUGACCCCAUCCUGCCCUCUGAGGAGGUGGCUUUGCUGGAGCUGGGGAAGGUGGCCCUGGCUACCCCCCUGGACAAGGUGCCACCAGCCCCAGAUGAACACCCAGGGGACCCUGACGCCACCCUGCCAUGGGACCGGUGCCAGCACAGCGCCCAGGGCCAGCCGGAGCCUGCAGAGGCAAAGAGGCGCUCAACUCCUGAAGGGGGCCACGAAGACCCUGAGGAGGCUGCUCUCACCUGCCCCUCAGCUGAGGCUGAAGAUGAGGAAGCCCCGGGGCUGCCUGUGAUGGCAGCCCACAUCUUUGUGCCCAUCGACCCACAGUGCAUUGAGCAGACACCUGGCAAGCAGAAGCAGCAACUUGCCCCAUGGCCCCGAGAGGAGGGCACGGGGGGCUACGUCCCCCACACCGACAGACCCAACAGCCUCUGCCAGAAGCAGGUCUUCCUUCCCCUCAGCCCCUCACGCUACAGGGACCCACUGGGCUUUGAGGGACGAGUGGCCAAGCCACCAACCAAGGGGCCACGGUGCCCAUGCGCCACGGACUGCAGCACUGGCAACCUCAAGGCCGUGGCCUCGGUGGUGGGGGCCCUGCUCCUCUGCCCCUGCCUCAUCUAUGGGGCCUACGUCUUCCUGCCUUUUGAUGCCCCGCUGCUGCCCACCAUCAGCGCCCGCCUGGUCUACACACUCCGCUGUGCUGCCUUUGCCACGUUCCCCAUCGUUCUGGGGAUGAUCGUCAGCGGCAUCUCCCGCCUCUGCUCCUCUGCACUGGAGCCCUUCGGGGAGCUGCAGCGGGAGGUGGAGAUCCACCGCACCUACGUCUCCCAGUCCAUCCACCUCUUCAUCCUCUACUUCUUCAACAUGGCUGUACUGGCCACCUACCUCCCACAGGAGAUCCUCAAGCUCAUCCCCCUGCUCACGGGGCUUUUUGCCAUCUCCCGGUUGAUUUACUGGCUGUCGUACGCUAUCGGGCGCUCCUUCCGUGCCUUCGGCUUCAGCAUGACCUUCCUGCCCCUCCUGGCUAUGCUACUCUGGAACCUGUACAGCAUGUUUGUCCUGGAGCCCGAAAACCUCCUUGCUGUGGCAGCACCAAAGCCCGAGGACCGCUCCAAAGACAGUGGGGCCAAACUCCGGUACUGGGGGUGA
This is a messenger RNA of Phaethon lepturus (White-tailed tropicbird), 1152 nucleotides long. It is a transcript of the gene TMEM79, whose product is annotated as transmembrane protein 79. Bases 1 to 1152 code for a protein of 383 amino acids. The record is from RefSeq and is a predicted model, not a curated record. The transcript has 3 exons. NCBI's taxonomy places the organism in Eukaryota, Metazoa, Chordata, Aves, Phaethontiformes, Phaethontidae. Gene Ontology annotation, biological process: regulated exocytosis. Gene Ontology annotation, cellular component: lysosomal membrane; trans-Golgi network membrane.